Bombyx mandarina (wild silkworm) is the source of this 1543-nucleotide messenger RNA. Its product is annotated as tRNA N6-adenosine threonylcarbamoyltransferase, mitochondrial. Lineage: Eukaryota; Metazoa; Arthropoda; Insecta; Lepidoptera; Bombycidae. Gene Ontology annotation, cellular component: mitochondrion. The record is from RefSeq and is a predicted model, not a curated record. Gene Ontology annotation, biological process: tRNA threonylcarbamoyladenosine modification.
GUCUACCUUGAAGUUUUUUCCAAAUUAUGAUUUAUUUUUAAUGAAACUUUAAAAAAUUAUAUCGCGUAAACCCUGAGUUUCCGUAACUUGAAAUUUGGCAAAAAGCUUUCUAUUUACGAGUACUAUCUAAAAAAAAUUUAACCUCCAAAUCGAUGGACCAUAAAGGAAAAUCUGGCCUUUUUAUCAAAUAUGUAUGUAAUCAAAAUAAGAUUAGUCCAAAAAAUCAAGAAUAAAUAUACUGAUGCAUUCACAAUUAAAAGUGCUUUAGAAUGUUCAUGACACACAGAAACUCAAGAUUAUUGCGUAUCCUUCGUCAAAAUCGUUGGAAAACUACAUCAUGUUCAAAUGAUUUUACAAUUCUCGGAAUUGAAACCUCUUGUGAUGAUACAGGUUGUGCUGUUAUUGAUGGAGCUGGCAAUGUUCUUGGAGAGUCUCUUUAUUCACAGAAUGCAAUACAUGUAAGAUAUGGAGGAGUAAAUCCUUUCAUAGCUCAUGAACUUCACCGAGAACACAUAGAAACAGCUGUAACUGAAGCACUUUCCACAGCAAAGAUUAAAAUAAAAGAUAUUGAUGCUGUUGCUGUUACUGUUAAACCUGGAUUAUUACUCAGUCUCCAAGUUGGAGUUCAGUAUGCAAAAUAUAUAUGUAUGGAGUACAAUAAACCUAUUAUUCCGGUCCAUCACAUGGAAGCUCAUGCUUUAGUAGCUAGGAUUUAUCACAACUUGCCAUUUCCAUUUAUAGUUUUACUUAUAUCUGGAGGACAUUGUCUUUUGUGUCUUGUUCAGGAUGUAAAUCAAUUUUUUCUUCUUGGAGAAUCGUUGGACAAUGCCCCAGGAGAGAUUCUAGACAAAGUUGCCAGAAGAAUGAAACUAAAAAAUAUUAAAGAGUAUUCUCAAUUGGCUGGAGGCAAAGCAGUAGAGGAGGCUGCUAAGAAAGCUAACAAUUCUCAACAAUUCCAAUUUCCUUUGCCUUUAAAUAGAAAUAGAGACUGUAAUUUUAGUUUUAGUGGUCUUAAAGAUUCACUUGUUAGAAAAUUAAUAAAAAAGGAAAAAGAACAUGGUAUUACUGGGGAUUGUUUGAUACCAGAAUAUAAUGAUUUAUGUGCUUCAUUUCAAAUUGCCUUAGCUGAACACUUGGGGCAUAGACUAGAGAGAGCAAUUAUCUUCUGUGAGGAAAAGAACUUAAUCAAUCCUAAUAAUAAAAAUAUAGUAGUUUCAGGUGGUGUUGCUUGUAAUGAUUUUAUAUUUAAAUCAAUGCAAUUUGUUGCUGGUAAAUCUGGUUAUAGCUGUUAUAGACCUCCACCUAAAGUUUGUACUGAUAAUGGGAUAAUGAUAGCAUGGAAUGGUGUAGAAAAACUUAAGAAAUCAUAUCAAAUUCAAUAUGACUUACCACUUAGUGAAAUAGAUCCUAUUGCACCUUUAGGAAAGAGUUUAAUACAUGAAGUAAAAUGUGCUAAUAUACCAGUAAAAGUGACAAAAUUAACAAACUUGUUAUGACAUUCUAGAUAUUUAUUUUAAAGUAAUAAAAUUAAGUAAUAACCAUA